Messenger RNA from Rhizoctonia solani, 912 nucleotides. RefSeq lists its product as uncharacterized. The coding region runs from base 1 to 912 and encodes 303 amino acids. NCBI's taxonomy places the organism in Eukaryota, Fungi, Basidiomycota, Agaricomycetes, Cantharellales, Ceratobasidiaceae. The record is from RefSeq and is a predicted model, not a curated record. The transcript has a single exon.
AUGGGAAUCGGCGACUUUGAGUUUGAGCUACUUGAAGAACAAGGCGGAAAUAUCUCGUCUGAGAAUUUUAACCAACUUCUCUCCCAGCUCAAGAAACGCCACUCUCUCGACCAUAUUGAUCAAUCAACUCUAGGAACGGCGCUUGGUGAACUUGAUAUAGUCUACGUCGUGCUCCGAAGAGGCUAUCUAACCCAGGUAGACGAUGAAGGAAACCCCCUCUAUACCCUCGUUAUGAAUAAUAAUGAUGUAGACUAUUGGUUGGCCGGAUUUGGUAGUCUACGCUUUCCCAACGCCGCGCGUGGCGACGCGAGUGCCGCAGAAAUCACGGUAUCGCUUUUGUCACGAGCGCGGAGAAUCGGCGGCGGGCGCCUGCUUGUCCAAAAGCUCCUCCAACACGCUUUCGAUACGCUUCGCAUCCGUCGGGUCACCGCGUCUAUCGUAUGCCCAAUACAACCACACCAUUCGGCGGAACAGAAAAGGCGGAUAUUAUUCAAUACCAAGGAACUAUGUUGGGUGUUUGAAAAGUUUGGGUUCAAGUUUGAGGGGGUUAGUCGGGGAGCGGUCGAGAGUUCUGUAGCUGCUGAAGAUGGGAAGCCUGUGUGGCACGAUGUGCACCGGCUGUCGGUCUUGCUCAUUGAUAAUUUCGAACAAGGAACAGCACCCAGUCUUUCCAGCUCGCCAGCCAUUUCGAAAGAGGGCCCGGAACAAACGCUCACAAAAAGUCCAUGGGAAACCAUGAUCCGGAGACACGAGGAGGAGAAAAGUGAAAUGCAGUCGUGGACUACAGAAUCUCGGCUUGUGGUGACUGUCCAGGAGGGUUGCGAAGAGGAAGAAGAGGAUAGCGACAACGAAACUGUCCAAGGAGCGAGCAGUGAUAGCGAAUGGGAAUUACCAGAUGACUUUGAUUCCUAG